Zeugodacus cucurbitae (melon fly) is the source of this 1779-nucleotide messenger RNA. RefSeq lists its product as uncharacterized. The transcript is spliced from 5 exons. Bases 393 to 1058 code for a protein of 221 amino acids. Gene Ontology annotation, biological process: G protein-coupled receptor signaling pathway. Gene Ontology annotation, cellular component: neuron projection. NCBI's taxonomy places the organism in Eukaryota, Metazoa, Arthropoda, Insecta, Diptera, Tephritidae. The record is from RefSeq and is a predicted model, not a curated record.
UUUGCUGCUCGUGCAGUCAACGGGACUACUACUACGUGCGUGUGUCCACAUGCGAGUGUAUGUGUGUGCGUGUGUGCGCGCAAAUGCAACGUGGCAGCUACAAUAUCCGUUAUGCUGACAAUGCAAUUUGAGCAAAUACUGUUGUCGUGCACAAAUAAGCUCUAAAAAUCUUUGUUGUGAUAAAUAAUAAUAAUAUUAUUAUUGCUCGAUGUGAGAUUAUAUGAAAUAUUUGGUUGAGCGCAGUGUAAAUAAAGUGCAAGUGUUGUGAGUUUUAUUUACGAGUAAAUAAAUAAUAACGAGCGCCUUGGCGUGUUGUUGUUGUUGUUGGGGGCACACAUAUACAGACGGUACGAUUCGUAAGCGUGUAGUGAAGCAACAAAGCUCUUAGCAACAUGUUGACAACACAUCAUUUGCCACAUUUACAUCAUCAUCGUGGCAGCACAGCAGUGGAAUUGGAUAAAAUAACAAAUCUGAGUACGCUCAUUGUGGAAAUCAACAGUCAAGUGGCGCUCUUUCGUGAUAUGCUAAUACAUGUUGGCCAAACCAGGGACAGCCCCGAAUUGCGGGAGAAAAUCCGUAAAUUGCGCCGCACCUGCGUGGAGGCGUGCAAACACACGGGUCAGAUAAUCAUGCCCCAGGUGAAAAGCGCUGUCAGCGAAGGCGUACUCACCGAUAAUCCACAUCUUGUGCUGCUCUUCUAUCUGGCGCAACGUUUUCUACACGAACUAAUAAAAAGUUAUCGCCUCAUACAGGUGGUGCCAAUGGACAUGUCCGGUUAUUAUGAGAAUCGUGCAGGUCCCUCCAAUCUCGGCAAUGUCAUCAGUCAAAUACUGCUUUGCAAACAAAUAACACCCGACUUCAAUCAAGAGGAAUUAUGCAGCAUUACAAAGGAUUCGCAAGAGAUCGCUGUGCUGUUGGCCGAAAUGCAGGAGUACAUGCCACAGCACGACACAUAUCUGGAACGCAGCGCCGCACUCGAUUCGGUGAAAAGCAGUCACAACUUCAUUUGCAAGAAUAUGAGUUUGCUCUGUUGUAUGUCACGUCCGAAAUAUCUCUGAGAGGAAACCUAGGGACUGGUGUGCGGGCAAAGUCCAAUUGCGAUAACAACAACACAGCCAGCAGCAGUCACAACAAGAACGACAGCAACAACAAAAACAGCUGCUAUAACGGCUGUGAAGGCAAACGCUACAACAACAACAGUAACAACUGCUGUCACCACACCAACAACAACCAAUACAACAUUAAGCAAAUGGACAGACACGCUGUGUCAAUUGUGUCGAACAAAAAAUAAUGCAAAUAAUAAUUCAUAGUAGGCAAUUAAGAUGCGGACGUACAUUAAGUAGAUAAAAUAGAAAGUAAAUAGCAAUUAACAGUUAUAUGCUAUAAAAUAUAUAUAUAUUCAUAUAUAUAUAUAUAUAGAGAAGAAAUGUGCAUAUGCGUUGACUAGUUUGUACGUGUAGUUAAGUAAAAACACCAAAUUGCAAGCCAACAAGCGCGCUUCUGUAAGUAUCCAAGUACACCAAAGCACCUAAGCGCGGCAGUAAAUAUAUACAUACCUAUAUAUAGUCGAUAACUAAUUGUAGGCAAAUAAAUGAACAAGCUAAAGUAAAGGUCAAUAAGUUUAAUGAUAAAUUAGGAAAUAACCUUUUUGUUCAUUCACACACACUCACACACAAUCACAAGCAUUCUAGUUCACACAUUUAUACAUCUGCAUUAACUUAAGUACCUUUAUCCUUCCUUCAAAUGAGAUAUUAAAUAUAAUUGCAGUGCACUUAGUCA